Molecule: messenger RNA, 1319 nt
Organism: Bradysia coprophila
Lineage: Eukaryota; Metazoa; Arthropoda; Insecta; Diptera; Sciaridae
Source: RefSeq, a predicted model, not a curated record
GGUACCCCACUACCGUAUGUACAUUUGAGGCGAAAAUUUUGUUGAAGUCGGUCCACUCAUUCGAACAUUUAUCAGUGAUGAUGAAACUUUUGAAUUAAUUUACAAAUUUCGUUCGAGUACAUUCUUCAGAGACAUUGCUCCAGCAAUAGUAAUCAGCGGUAUCAUUUCGCGUAAUCAAAGUAUCAACCGGACUUUUGAAGUGUGUUAGAAAGCCAAAGGCAUAUGAAUGAUAAACAUUACUCCAAAUAUAGAGUAGUGACGUGACUUUAGACAGAUUCUCUGGAAAAUUUCCAUAAGAAAGUCUAUGCAAUUUUACAUAGCAGUGUUACGUUAACAGUGUGCCAGCAUAUUGUAUUGAAGCAAGUGAAAAGUGUAUCCACAAAGUCUGUCAUUCGUUGAAAUAUUGUGCAAUAUUGGAAUUUGUUAUAUGUACAAACAUUGAACGUGAAAACGCAUGACGUUAUCAACAAAGUAUUUUAUCAGUUGAUAAGCAAACACAUUUCCAUAUAAAAAAGAGCUGGAGGCUUGUCUUGUAUCAUCUGAAUCAAUAAUCAUUCGUGGUUAUCGGUGUAUUUACACAAAAAGUUGUACGUGUUCAAUGUGUUUGAAGACUAUAUAAAAUUGGAAUUCUUUCGUGGUGACGCACUUGACAAUAAAUAAUCGGUUUAAUUGUGCAUAUUCACAACAAGCUCUUUAUAUUUAGACACGGUCGUCGUUUAUUACCGCACUGACGUACUGUACACAAUUCGAGUUUUUAUUGACCAUUAAAAUUGACAAUCAAUCGCUAUUAAUACACUGCCGUUUAGUGACCGCUAACGUUUUCCCCACCCACCAAAAAAAUGGCUUUUAUGGUGCCGGUUAUGAAAAAAGACUAUGACAUCUACAAAACAAGUCGUUCACGACGCGUUUCCGAGUGUUCGAAGUCGAGUGCAUGCAGUUCUCGAAAAGUAUCCGAAUGCCGGUCAGAAUGUCCCAGUUUAUCCACAUCGCCCGAAUCCGAAUACAUGAAUGCCGUUUCGCCGUCACAUCGAAGUCAACCGAUACAGUCGAUAAACCGUAACACAUCCAGACCGCAAAUGUCCCGCGCCUCGUCCAGAAACUCACAGUCAUCGCUGAUGUCCAGUCCGGCGAAAACUGCCGGCGGUUGUGCCGUACCGAAACCGAAUGUCCAUGACAGCCAGAGCAGUUUAAAUAAAUUCCAUUCCCGAUUGGUGGACAAGUUGAGGAAGUCGUUGCGCAAGGCAAAAUCAACGGACCGGUCAUGAGGCCGAGAAUUACGGCCAUGUGAUUCAGCAGUACCUCUAUUUACUGAUGGUGAC